Molecule: messenger RNA, 588 nt
Organism: Anthonomus grandis grandis
Lineage: Eukaryota; Metazoa; Arthropoda; Insecta; Coleoptera; Curculionidae
Product: general odorant-binding protein 83a-like
Exons: 6
Coding region: 74-481 (135 amino acids)
Biological process (GO): sensory perception of smell
Molecular function (GO): odorant binding
Source: RefSeq, a predicted model, not a curated record
UCCAUUUAAAAUUGGUUGAAAUUUUAGUAGGCGGACAGUUAAGUAGUGAAUUGAAAGACAUCUCUCCUAGUAAAUGAAUAUGAUUAUUUUAAGUGCUUUGGGAUUGUUCUUUAUGUUACCUAAUGUCCUGUGUUUAAGUGAAGAAAUGCAAGAGUUAGCGAACCAGUUGCAUGACACAUGUGUAGGAGAAACUGGAACUACUAAUGAUGCUAUAGCUAAUGCUAGAAAUGGCAACUUCGAAGAUAGCGAUAGCUUCAAAUGCUAUAUAAAGUGUCUUUUGGACCAGAUGGCUAUAAUUGAUGAUGAUGGUAUAAUAGACGUUGACGCAAUGGUAGCUGUAUUACCGGAUGAACUGAAGGAGAAAACAGAGCCGAUUAUUAGGAAAUGUGGCACACAAAAAGGGGCAAAUCCGUGCGAAAACGCCUGGCUGACCCACAAAUGCUACUAUAAGGAAGGACCAGAAAUAUACUUCCUGAUUUAAUCACUUUUUGGACUGAAAUAUUCCGGCCCUACAUAACCUAAAUUUUAAGGUAUUUAUAUUGUUGCUCUUUGUUGAAUGGUUGUUAAAAAUUAAAUGUUGAAACAGUG